Messenger RNA from Jaculus jaculus (lesser Egyptian jerboa), 1802 nucleotides. Its product is annotated as sialic acid-binding Ig-like lectin 5. Gene Ontology annotation, molecular function: sialic acid binding. The record is from RefSeq and is a predicted model, not a curated record. Bases 3 to 1802 code for a protein of 599 amino acids. Gene Ontology annotation, biological process: cell adhesion. The transcript is spliced from 9 exons. Lineage: Eukaryota; Metazoa; Chordata; Mammalia; Rodentia; Dipodidae. Gene Ontology annotation, cellular component: plasma membrane.
CAAUGACACUCACCUUCUCUUUCCUCUGCUCAUUCCUUCCUUCUCUGCUCACUCCCAGGAGCCCAGGAACCUUCCUCGGGGUGAUGCUGUGGCCACUGCUGUUGCCCCUGCCGUGGGCAGGGUCCUUGGCUCAGAAUUCAGAGUACCAGCUGAAAGCACCCUCUUCAGUGGAGGUGGAGGAGGGUCUGUGUGUCCUUGUGUCAUGCAGUGUCCACUUCCCCAGCUUUCCCUCCCCCACGGACUCUGUGUUUGGCUACUGGUUCCAGAAUGGGGCCAAUAUAAAUUCUGACUCUCCAGUGGCCACAAACAACCCCAAUCGACAAGUAAAGGAGGCCACCCUGGGCCGAUUCCAACUCACUGGGGACCCUCAGAACAGUAACUGUUCCCUGCUCAUCAAAGAUGCACGCCAGGGUGACACAGGAGCAUACUUCUUCAGGGUGGAGAGAGGAAGUAUGAAAUACAGUUACUCAAAGAAGCCACUGGCUGUGAAGGUACUGGCUUUGACAAAGACUCCUGACAUCCAAGUCCCAGGGAACCUGAGUGCUGGCUAUCGAAGCAACCUCACCUGCUCCGUGCCCUGGGCCUGUGAGCAAGGGAAGCCCCCUCUCUUCUCCUGGAUGUCAGCUGACCUCACCCACAUGGCCUCUAGGAACACCUACUUCUCAGAGCUGACCUUCACACCCCGACCCCAGGACCAUGGCACCAACCUCACCUGCCGGGUGACUUUUCCUGGAGCUGGUGUGACCGUGGAGAAAACUGUCCAGCUAGACGUGUUGUAUGCUCCGGAGAAGCUGACCAUCAAGGUGUACCGGGGACAACACACAGAACCUGAGGUGCUGCAUAGCAACUCAUCUCUGCAGGUUCAAGAGGGUGAAUCCUUGCUCCUGGACUGUGUGGCUGACAGCAACCCCCAGGCCAAAGUGAGCUGGGAGAAACCGGAGCUGAAGUCCAACCAAAGCUCCACUCACCAGGUGCUGCAGCUUCCUCAGGUGACAUUAGAGGACCAAGGAAAAUAUAUCUGCCGAGCUCUGUACGUGCUGAGCGCUGUAGAAAUCUCCGUAAGCCUCAUCAUGAGGAAUCCUCUAGAGCUGCUGGGACCCUCCUGCUCCUGGGAGGCCGAGGGUCUGCUCUGCAGCUGCUCCUCCCGAGCCCAGCCGGCCCCCUCCCUGCGCUGGCGGCUGGGGGCGGGGCUGCUGGAGGGGAACAGCAGCAACGCCUCUUUCAAGGUCACCUCCAUCUCCAUGGGACCCUUGGCUAACAGCACCCUGAAACUCCACGGACGGCUCAAUUCUAGCCUCAGGCUCAGCUGUGAGGCCUUGAACGACCACGAGGCCCAGAGAGCCAUCAUCCUGCUGCUGCUGCAUCAGGACGUCGUGAAAGGGAAACCGGGGACCGAGACAGGAAUGGUUCAGGGGGCCAUCUUGGGAGCUGGUAUCACAGCCCUGCUUGCUGUCUGCCCCUUCCUCAUUGUCGUCAUAGUGAGAACCUACAGAACCAAAUCAGCGGAAAAAGCAGCGAGCAGGGAGGAGACAUGUCCUGCCAAGAGCAUUGUCUCCCGGAUGCUUCCCCCCAGUGUCUACGUGAGACGCUGCAGCCGGGGUGAUCUCAAUGCAUCCAGGUUACCCAGCCCUGAAAACCAUUCUUCCCUGGACACAGCCACAACCACAGCCACAGACACUCCAGGGCAGGAGCCAGAGCUCCAUUAUGCCUCCCUCAGUUUCCAAGGGCUGAAGCCCAGGCAGCCUCUGGACCCUGAGCACGCCCAGUGCGAGUACUCAGAGAUCAAGAUCCACAAGCUAUGA